Messenger RNA from Eruca vesicaria subsp. sativa (arugula), 2246 nucleotides. NCBI's taxonomy places the organism in Eukaryota, Viridiplantae, Streptophyta, Magnoliopsida, Brassicales, Brassicaceae. The record is from the annotation of a GenBank genome assembly.
AUAACAUGCAUACCUACCAAAAUCCACCCAAGCAUACGGGCACAUGAUAUGAUCGCAAAGAAGACUUUGUAAAGAAACAAAGGAAAAGUAACUGGUGUGAUUUUACCAAAAAAAGUAACUAGUGUGAACAAAAAAAACUAUUUUAAUAAAUUAAUCAACAUGGAUUAGAGUAAAAUAAAUUAAAAAAUGAAGCGAACUAAAGUGAAAGAAGAAUAUGACAAGCUCAUAUAUAUAUAUAUUCCUUUCUUUUUCACCACGUCGCUUCAUUAUUAUUAUCGUCUUCUCUCCCAAAUCAAUAUCAUCUUCUCUAGUAACCUCUCCUUCUCUCCGUCUCUUCAACCCCGCGUAUUCUCACUGGAACAGCUGAAUUUCAUAUUAAUGGUGAGCUUAACGAUGGAAGAGAAGCAACUAGAUUUAAACCGGCCGCUUCUAUCAGUUAGAAGACCUACACAAGCUUCAGAGACCGAGAUCAAAACAAGAUCUUCUGAUUCAGUAACCAACAAGAUCCCUCCUGCUUCUCCACCGGUUUACAAGUCUGAUAGUAAGUCAGGUCCUGUAAGGAAUCCAGGAACCGUUCCUUUUCAGUGGGAACACAAGCCAGGAAAGCCAAAAGAUGAAACCAAACCGGAUUUACAAAGAUUUGUUGAGCCACAUUAUGUCCCAAAGCUUCCUCCUGGGAGAGUUAGAGUGAUGAAACCUGACACUAUACCUAACCAUGUGGAGGAUGCAAAGAGUUGUGGUUCUCGGUGUGAAGAUGAUGAUACUUAUCUUGAUGCAGCUGAUAUGCUUUCGAGAUCUGAGUCAUUUUUCUACAACUGUAGUAAUGUUAGUGGUCAUGGGACGCAAAUGGAGCCAUUUGGAAGUUUGUCUAGUGAUAGACAAACACAGGAUCUAAUGAUGGGGAGAUUCUUGCCUGCAGCUAAAGCCUUGACUUCAGAGACUCCUCCUCCACAUCUUUCUAGGAAGCCUCCUAAACCAGAGGAACCGGCAAAGGUAGUGGUGGUUAAGGAGAAACAGAACAAGAGAGGUUCUUUUGGAGUAUUGAAUCCUGUUCCAUCUGUGAGAACGCAAGUACAGAGAGGUGUUUCUGUUCGUCGUAUGCGUUCUAAGUAUAAAGACUCUAAUGAGAGCCAGAACAAGAACAGUGAGCAUGUGAAUGAAGAUAAGAUGAAGUUAUCAGUCUCUGCUGCUCCAGAUGCAAAGGAAAAAGUUGAAAAAUCUUGCACUUCUGCACGCACUAAAGUCAGCAGAAACUUUGGUGAGCUCUUAGCUAGUGAUGAUCAUGCAUGGAAACCUUCUUCAGAAGCUCCUGUGGCUGAGAAAACUCUGUAUGUAGAUACUGUGCAUUCAGUUGACAAGAAGGUACAAGAAGAGUCCAUGGAGCAAUUUUUACUAAAAGAAGAAGUUCAGAAGUUGCAUGGACCUGGUGAAGAAGCUACCUCGCAGGGUAAAACCACUGAGCAAAGUGUUAUAAGAGAUGAGGCUUUCACAAAAUGCACAGAUCAAGCUAAUGUUGCAGUGCAAGAAUCCAAUGUGGUAGUGGAGAUUACAAAGGAGAAGAUUGAUCUUGAAGUCAAGUUGCAGAGAAACACAAGUUCCAGGCUUCAACAUCGUUCAACUUAUCAUAUUAUGCCACCACCACCAUUACCAAAAGCUCCUUCAGAUUCUUGGUUAAAGCGUACGUUGCCAACAAUCCCUUCAAAGAACAACUCAUUCACAUGGUUACAGUCUCUUGGCGCUUAUGAUAAUAAUAAGAUUAAUCAAGCUAAGCCCAAGUGGGAAACUAUGGUCAAAACCUCUAAUACACAACAAGGGUUUGUGUGCUUCUCCAAGGAGUCACUCAACCCUAUACCAGAGGCGUAGCAAUACGACCUGUUACCAAAUUAAUUGUAAAUUUCAACAAUAAAGAAGAGACGAGCCAAUAAAGUUUGGGGGUUUAGUGUAAAUCUUGAAAUAAUAGGUUCUUUUUUUUUUUUAAGGUUCUAAAGAGGAAAGAUAUGGAUGUAUUGUUUGUCACUUAUUGGAGGUUUCUUGUUGAAGUGAUGUACAGCUCAUGUAAGCAGAGAUUUUGUGGCAAUAAUACUCCAUAACUCUACGUGACACUAUUUCUUUGGCCCUUCUUUAUAUAUAGACUUUUUUUUUGUUCUUUUGUAAUUAUGUUUCUGUAAUGUAGAGCACUGGAAAGGAAACCUAAAACCUGCAGAACUGCAUUGAAUACAUUACCGUAAUGGUUACUAGCUAGAUCA